Girardinichthys multiradiatus is the source of this 2835-nucleotide messenger RNA. It is a transcript of the gene acsf3, whose product is annotated as acyl-CoA synthetase family member 3. The transcript has 11 exons. Bases 168 to 1937 code for a protein of 589 amino acids. The record is from RefSeq and is a predicted model, not a curated record. Gene Ontology annotation, biological process: fatty acid metabolic process. NCBI's taxonomy places the organism in Eukaryota, Metazoa, Chordata, Actinopteri, Cyprinodontiformes, Goodeidae. Gene Ontology annotation, molecular function: medium-chain fatty acid-CoA ligase activity.
AACGGUUCCGUGCACGCUUGUUUCACUCCGGCAAAAUAUUGGCGCUACACCGCACUUUAUUUCGUUAUGGGGUUAUUGUUUGAUAUGAGCAUCAAAUAGUAAGGACUGUAGAUGGAGCCGUUUUGACAUGCAAACUCCAGAAGGUAAUGAGCAGCUAGGUUUUAAACAUGCUGUUGGAACGGCUUACCUUUGCCACGCAUUCUCAGAAGUGGACUUUUCUUCACUGGAAAGCAAAUCUUGCCAGAAAGAUUCACCCAUUAGAUCCAAGACGGUGGUCACUGAGGCUGCCAGUUCAAAGAAGCAGUCACAGAUGGACUACUGCACCAUCUUCCAGGAUAAACCCGAGGCCUGUGUUUACUAGAGCUCUUGGGUUUGGGGAAAAGCUCGCAAUCGUAGACAGCAGUGGGAAGCACACCUACAAACAGCUGUACUGCAGCAGCUUAGGUCUUGCCAGUAGAAUCAGUGCAACCUUAAACGCUGACUUUGGGGGUCUAGAUGGAAGACGAAUAUCCUUCCUGUGUGCAAAUGAUGCUUCCUACGUGGUGGCACAGUGGGCAACUUGGAUGAGUGGUGGGACGGCAGUGCCACUCUACCAAAAACACCCUCUUUCAGAACUGGAGUACAUCAUCUCUGAUUCCCAGACUUCACUGUUCUUGGCAGCACAUCCUUAUGGAGAGGCUCUCGAACCACUGGCGCAAAAGCUGGGGCUUCCAUGUCUGACGCUCCCUCCUACAUCUGAUUUGAACACUUUAGAUGAUGUUGGUAGUCCAUCAGGUGAGGAGGAGAAUGUCAUCCGAGAAUGGGCUGAUCAACCAGCUAUGAUCGUCUAUACUAGUGGUACCACUGGACGUCCUAAAGGGGUUCUACAUACACACAGCAGCAUCCAAGCCAUGGUCCAGUGUUUGGUUUCUGAGUGGGCGUGGUCUAAAGAUGACAUCAUCCUCCACACCUUGCCACUCCACCAUGUUCAUGGCAUCAUUAACAAGUUGCUGUGCCCACUCUGGGUGGGAGCCACCUGUGUCAUGCUCUCUGAAUUCCACCCUCAGAAGGUGUGGGAGAUGCUCCUGAGCUUCAAGGCUCCAGUGGUUAAUGUGUUCAUGGCUGUGCCAACCAUUUACUCGAAGCUGAUCCAGUACUAUGAUCAGCACUUCACACAGCCUCAUGUCAAGGAUUUUGUCAAAGCGGUUUGCAAAGAGAAAAUCAGAUUGAUGGUUUCAGGCUCAGCUGCUCUCCCUCUGCCAACUCUGCAGCGCUGGGAGGAGAUCACAGGACACAUGCUGCUGGAGCGCUACGGCAUGACAGAGAUCGGUAUGGCACUGUCCAACCCUUUGAAGGGUCCAAGAAUCCCAGGAGCGGUAGGGCUGCCUCUUCCAGACGUAAAGGUUCGAAUUGUCAUGAACAACUCAACCAACGCCACGAUUGCAGAGGGAAAUCACAAAGAGACUCAGGUGCGUCCAGGUCUUGAGGGUAAAGAGGGAGAGCUGCUGGUUCGAGGUCCAUCUGUUUUUAAGGAGUACUGGAACAGACCUCAAGAGACCAGAGAAGCUUUCACUGAUGAUGGCUGGUUCAAAACAGGAGACACAGCAGUCUACAAAGAUGGCGUGUACUGGAUCUUGGGCCGCAGCAGCAUUGACAUCAUUAAGAGUGGCGGCUAUAAGAUCAGCGCACUUGAGGUGGAGCGACACCUACUGGCUCAUCCAGACAUCAUAGAUGUGGCUGUGAUUGGCACUCCAGAAGCUACGUGGGGCCAAAAGGUCACCGCCGUGGUGCAGCUGAGGAAAGGCCAGCAUAUGACUCUACCAGAAUUAAAAACCUGGGCAAGGGAGCACAUGGCGCCCUACAUCAUUCCGACAGGCCUGGUGUUGGUGGAGGAAAUUCCGAGGAAUCAGAUGGGAAAAGUCAACAAGAAGGACCUUCUGCGACACUUCUUUUCGUGACUGGACAGCUUUGAUAUCUGUGAAAACCUUUCCUGCUUAGUUCCUGGAUCUUCAUGAUGAUGUUUCUUCACUGAUUUUCUCUAACAAACCUUUGAGGCCUUCACAGAACAGCUGGAUUUACAAUAAAAUUACACAUAAGUAUACUUUUUAGGUGAUAACAUUUUGAUGCACUACUCUCUGCUGAACUGUUUGGUAAAAGAAAUCCAAAAUAAAAUACAGUACAUUGAAAUUUGUUGUUGUAAUGUGGCAAAACGUGAAAAAGUUCCUUUCUGAGGCACUGUUCUUUAAGCAGAAGCUAUUUUAUUAGGUUUGAACCUAAUCUUUGAUUUUUACACAAUAAAAAUAAAUAAAUGGGCUUCAUUUUACAUGACAUACCUCAGAAAAACCUGGGGUGAAUAACCAUGGAUUCUCAUGUAAAUGUCGAAAGCGAGACUGAUGGCACUAUGAAACCUUAUUGGAUGGCAUUUGAAUGAACUGAGACCUUUGGGAUUGGAGUUUUAGACAAAAAUCCCCUUUGGGAGUGGCCUCACACUUUUAAGCUGAUAAUUCGACAACAGAACUACAGGUCUUGACUUCUUACAACAACUUUAAAAAACACUGAAGAAACAAACAAAUGAUGGCUUUGAUGUAAAGAAAAGAGCGUGGAUGAGAUAUAAAGUGACUGCACUCAGCACUACUGUAGGAUUCAUUGCUCCUGCUGUCAUCGUGGUUUUAUCACAGUUAAAGAUCAUGCGGUGCUACAUCUGCACAGAUAAAUCAACAACAGACAGUGUUGUGCUAAAUUUGAGAAAUUGUUAACUUUAUCUCAUCUGUAUAAAAAAAGACUAUUUGCAUCCAUGCUUUGAACACACUGAUGCACUUCAAUGUCUGUAAAAAAUAAAAAUCUGUUAUCUAAACA